Molecule: messenger RNA, 1257 nt
Organism: Hypanus sabinus (Atlantic stingray)
Lineage: Eukaryota; Metazoa; Chordata; Chondrichthyes; Myliobatiformes; Dasyatidae
Product: testis-specific serine/threonine-protein kinase 6-like
Exons: 1
Coding region: 27-839 (270 amino acids)
Biological process (GO): protein phosphorylation; intracellular signal transduction; microtubule cytoskeleton organization
Cellular component (GO): cytoplasm
Molecular function (GO): protein serine/threonine kinase activity; tau-protein kinase activity; ATP binding
Source: RefSeq, a predicted model, not a curated record
GGGGGUGGGAAACAUGGCUAUGCACCAUGUCCGGAGACACGUUUCUGGCAGAGUUAGGGUACAAACUUGGAAAAACCAUUGGUGAAGGUAGUUACUCCAAAGUGAAAGUGGGCACUUGCAAGAAAUACAGGGAGAAUGUUGCUAUAAAGGUGGUGGACAGGAAAAAGGCUCCCCCGGAUUUUGUUAAUAAAUUCCUUCCGCGGGAGCUGGACAUCCUGAGGGGGAUCAAACACCCUCACAUUGUGCAGGUCUAUGAAUUCAUCGAAGUCUGCAAUGGAAAACUCUACAUUGUGAUGGAGCAAGCCGUCACUGAUCUCCUCCAGCUGAUCCAGAACCGGGGCCACAUCCCGAACCACGAGGCCCGACACUUCUUCUCGCAGAUUGCCUGCGCUGUUAAGUAUCUCCACGAGCGGAAGAUUGUCCACCGCGACCUCAAGUGUGAGAACAUCCUGCUAACCGAGGAUAUGCAGGUGAAGAUCACCGACUUUGGGUUCGGGAAGAAAAUUCAUAGCUCCCCCCACCUUAGCAGCACCUACUGCGGCUCGGCAGCCUAUGCCCCUCCGGAGGUCCUCAUGGGCGUCCCUUAUGAUCCCAAGAAGUAUGACAUUUGGAGUGUGGGCGUUAUCCUCUACGUGAUAGUGACGGGGUGCAUGCCGUUUGACGAUUCAAACAUCAGCAAACUGCCCAAGAGCCAACAGAAAGGGGUGAUCUACCCGGAGAGUGUUCACCUGGAUGAGAAGUGUCAAAGCCUGAUCCAAGAACUCCUGCAGUUCAGCCCAACCGAGCGGCCAGCUGCCCACCAGAUCGUCAAACACGCCUGGGUUAGGGACGGCAAGUAGGAGAUCGCACCCCACAAGGAGUCACCGUUAGUUUCCUCGUAGCGUUACCGUAACGGAUGUAACAACCUCUAUCUAAAACCAUUGUCAAUUAAACCUUUGAAAGUGAACUAGCUCAUUUAUUAAAUUAUUAUUAAGCUGUAGUCUGCGAGCGUGCUCCGCGCAUCUGGCCUCUUCCCUCUUCGUUUUCAGUCUUGAAAAAGGGUCUGGGCUCGAAGCCUUUAUUUAUUUAGAGCCUAAUCACAGAACAACUUACAAUGACCGAUUAACCCGCACGUCUUCGGACUGUGCGAGGAAACCCGUGUACACACUUCGUACAGAUGCCGCCGGUAUUGAAAUGCAAACUCCGAUACCCCGACUGUAACUGCAUCGCACUAACCGUUACGCAUCGUGAUAUUGGCUCUUUAUUCCUCUCUAUAGA